Molecule: messenger RNA, 1481 nt
Organism: Hevea brasiliensis (rubber tree)
Lineage: Eukaryota; Viridiplantae; Streptophyta; Magnoliopsida; Malpighiales; Euphorbiaceae
Product: L-type lectin-domain containing receptor kinase IV.3
Molecular function (GO): carbohydrate binding
Source: RefSeq, a predicted model, not a curated record
CCUGGCCUGAACCAGCGCCCAAAUUUUGAAGAGACACUUGGCAUCUAAUUAUCAUAUCAAAUCAGUUCUUUCGUGCCAGAGAAGAGAACCCUAAAAAUGGAAUUUUUGUAAAAUUUCGACCCAUGGAAUCAUUCGUGUCUUCGCUCCAAAAUUUCUUCAAAUCAUGGUUGCUGCAUUUCACAUUUCCAGUUCUGCAUUAUCCUUUCUGUUCGUGAUUUUCCAUCUUCUAACCCUAUAUCCCAUUUCUGGUCUUUCACUUGUUACCAUAGUCACUAGCAACCCCAACUUCGAUCCCCAAAUUGCUAUUCUUGGAGACGCCAAGUUCUCCGAUGAUGGCUCUCGUGUGCAACUUACGAGCCCUCAUGCCUCAAGCUCUGGUCUUCUCUUUUACAAGGAUCCCUUCAAAUUUCUCGGUUCUAGUCCCAGCAAAAUGUCAUCGUUUUCCACGGAGUUUGAGUUUGAGUUCUCUGGUAAUAAUGGGGAUAAUAUAUCUCUUAUUAUGGGUACCUAUAAUUUUGCAUCAAAAUUUCUGGGUCAAUUUCCAUUUGAGGUUUCUAGUGAGAAAGGGUAUCCGGAUAUUGAAUUUGGCGCAUCAAUGGAUGGCAAUGUAGGUGACUCUAAUACUAGUGAUGUAUUCGUAAGUGUUAAGAGUAGAGUGAAACUGAAGGCUUGGAUUAAUUAUGAUGCGAGUUCCAAAAGAUUAGAGGUUAGGUUAAGUAAAUUGAGGGAUAAAAGGCCAUAUUCGAUUGAUCUGUCUAAUAUGUGGGAAGUUAGUGAUGUUUAUGCGGCCUUAGGCUCAAGGAAUGGUAACAACUCAUUAGAGACAUAUUUUGUGUAUUCAUGGAGGUUUAGGUUGAGGAAUUUUCACUGGAUGCAUUCCUUACCAGUUGAUCCUCAUGUUUCUGUGGAUAAUAGCAAUGAGACUUUGAGAGUGCAUAGUAGGAGAUUCUGUCCUUUUACUAUUCUUGCUGGGAUGAUUUUUGCUACUGGAUGUGGAGCAUUAUUUGCGUUUAUGGUGCUAUUUGUGUGGGCAAUCUAUGUCAAUCGGCGCACUGUAUUUCCAAUUGAAGGUAAUGUGCAGCCAGUGGCAUUCAGGUAUGAAAAAUUCAGUGUAGGUGUGGAGAAAGAUGGGAAAGUGGUUAAGAAUUAGAGAUCAUGCAGUAUAUUACUUGUGAAUUUACUUGGCAAUAGAGCUCGCAGCGAAUGAAGUUAUGUUAUUAUAUAAGCACUAAAAGAGUGGCAAGUAGCAAGUGGCAAGUGGCAACAAGCUUGCUAUGUAGAGUCAAGAGUGUUCAUGGUGUUAUGCAUUUUGCAGACAACCACUGUGAUUGUUUUCCUAGAAAAUAGUUAGAAUGCCACGCUGUAUUAAUCUCUUCUUCUCUGUCUUCCCUCUCUUGUUUACUUAUUUUUCUUAAAGAUGCAGAAUGGAAGCAAAUGAUCCAUAUAGAUUAUAGUGGAUCCUAACUAGUUCAGAAAGACAA